Cylicostephanus goldi is the source of this 401-nucleotide messenger RNA. The record is from the annotation of a GenBank genome assembly. Lineage: Eukaryota; Metazoa; Nematoda; Chromadorea; Rhabditida; Strongylidae.
AUGAUUUAUUUAUCAGAACGUCGAGUCUCAGCAUCAUGGACAGAAAAUUUGGAGCCAUCUAUGGAUAUAAAAUCGCCUCCAGCAAUCAAAUCACCAGAAGAAAAACCUGGGCCAUCUCGAGAAUUAGCCUCCGGUACUGAGAUGGAUGAAGCUUCUUCUAUCGAAGGCAGAGCAAAAAGGGAAGAUAGUAGAGAAGAAAAACCAGAGAAAAGAGGACGACGCGGAUCCAUUGGGACAAUCAAGGAUCAAUUAUUGAAAUUUAAGAUGAAGGCUGGUAAAGUACUAGAAGACGUGCAUGAUCGUCUUGUUGAAGAUCAUUCAUCCGUAGCAGUCGCGCCAUUAUCGGUAAGUUUCCAGGAGAUAUAUGGGGAAUUGGCAGAGAGCCAAAAAGAGGCGUAAGG